UUGGUUGUCUGGGGAACACAGUCACGUCCCCACCUCACCUCCCCGCUUUCACUCUGCGGCUGGGGCCCCUCGCUCCCGGCAGAGCGAUUCCGUCCCUGGUAGGGAGGUAUCUGGGAGGCGGAGAGGCCAGGCGCCAGCCCCUACAGGGGCCUCUUUGGGUCAGACUAGGUUGUCCCCUUUGGGGGUCUCCCUGAUCUGAGAGAGGGCCGAGGCCGGCGGGUGGAGGAGGCCGCCGGACGGGGCUGGAGAGACCCACCUGUAGCGAGGGCCCACCUCUUGCAGGCAAAAAGGGGUUUUCUCCCCCCCUCCCCUGGAGGAGCCGUGGAGGGGUGAGCCGAGUGGGAGCCCUGGAAAGCCAGGCCAACGGGGCUUCUGCUCCAAUCAAUCCAGGGGACAGGCUAUAUUGGUUCCUCAUUUCCGCUCUCCUUUUCUGCUGCCAGCGUAACUUCGGCACGGUCCAGUUCCUGGGCUACAGAGUCCCAUCCCCGCCGUCCAGAUCUUGACACAAAGAAGAUGGCCGGCGGCGUGGAUGGCCCCAUCGGGAUCCCCUUCCCGGACCACAGCAGCGACAUCCUGAGCAGCCUAAACGAGCAGCGUACCCACGGGCUGCUGUGCGACGUGGUGAUCCUGGUGGAGGGUCAGGAAUUCCCCACCCACCGCUCGGUGCUGGCAGCCUGCAGCCAGUACUUCAAGAAACUUUUCACCUCCGGAGCGGUGGUAGACCAGCAGAACGUGUACGAGAUUGACUUUGUGAGCGCCGAGGCCCUGACCGCCCUCCUGGACUUCGCUUACACAGCCACUCUGACCGUCAGCACCUCCAACGUGGGUGACAUUCAUAACGCCGCCCGGCUGCUGGAGAUCCAGGCCGUCCGCGACGUGUGCGCCGACCUCCUGGACCACCAGAUUCUGGCCAAGGAUGACCAGAUGGAUGUAGUAGAUCAAAUUGAUCAGCGGAACCAUCUCAGAGCCAAGGAGUAUCUGGAGUUCUUCCAGAGCAACCCCAUCAACAGUCUCCCCUGCAACUUCCCCUGGACCAACCCCGGCUUCCCCGGCACCGAGGAGGAAGACGACGAGGAGGCGGCCGCAGCGGCCGAAGGCGGCGGGGACUGCAACGGCCUGGACUUCUACGCCCACGGCCCCCUGAGCGAGCGACCAAAGGCCAGCGACGGCGACCCGGACAGCAACCAAGGGCUGUGGCUGGACCGCGAGGAGGACGCGGCUUCGGGGACCGGCCUCUUCCCCCCCGCCCAGAACGGACACGACGGCAGCCGGGGGCUGGCCGGGGGGGAGGAGGAGGGCGGCGCCGCCUCCGCCCCGCCGGAGCCCCAGGAGCCCGGCGACUCGCCCGGCUUCCUGUCCGGAGCCGCCGACGGGGAGGACGGGGACGGGCCCGAGGUGGACGGGCUGGCAGCCAGCGCCCUGCUCCAGCAGAUGAUCAGCUCGGUGGGGCGGCAGGUGGGAGGCGGCGGAGGCAGCGAGGAGGAUCAGCGCAAGGAGGACGAAGGGGUCAUGGAUUAUUACUUGAAAUACUUCAGCAGUUCUCACGAGGGCGACGUCUAUCCGUCCUGGUCGCAGAAGGCGGAGAAGAAGAUCCGGGCCAAAGCAUUCCAGAAAUGCCCCAUCUGCGAGAAGGUGAUCCAGGGGGCGGGCAAGCUGCCCCGGCACAUCCGUACCCACACGGGGGAGAAACCUUACGAGUGUAACAUCUGCAAAGUCAGAUUCACCAGGCAAGACAAGCUGAAGGUGCACAUGAGAAAACACACCGGGGAGAAGCCGUACCUCUGCCAGCAAUGCGGUGCGGCCUUUGCCCACAACUACGACUUGAAGAAUCACAUGCGUGUGCACACUGGGCUGCGGCCCUACCAAUGUGACAGCUGCUUCAAAACUUUCGUCCGCUCCGACCAUUUGCACAGGCACCUUAAGAAGGACGGCUGCAAUGGCAUCCCCUCCCGGCGGGGCCGCAAGCCCCGGGUACGCGACGCCAGCGGCUUGCCCGGCCCCGUCGCCCCGCCUCCGGGGGGUGGAAGCAGCUCUCCCGUCCAGGACAGCCAGAGGAAUGGCCAAGAGAAGCACUUUGAGGAGGAAGAUGAGAGCUCCGGCCAAGAGGCUCUGGGAAGAAUGAAUGUAGCGGGAGGGUCAUCUGACGGUAACUUAACAGUGGGACUCUCCUAAAACCAAAAAAAAAAAAAAGAUAAGAAAGUAAAAAAGAAAAAGAAAUUCUAUAUAUAUACAGAUAUAUAUAUAUAUAUAUAUAUAUGAGACGUCACAAAAUCUAGUUAGUACUUUCCUCAGAUUUUUCUGUUUAACGAUGUUUCCCCCCCCCUUUUUUUUUUAGAAGAAAAUAUUCUUAUCGAUGUGUUUCUCCAGCUCCCCUCCUCCUGCCCGCCUUCCUGCCAAAGCCCCAGGGCCUUCAUUCCCCCUCUAACCUGGCGACCUGUUCCGAGGGAAGAGGGAGCAAGGCCAGGGCCGUAGGGAGUGGCCGUCACCGUAGUAAUGCAGACUAGACCAGUGUUUUGGGCGGGAGGUAGGUGGUGGGAGCUGGGCCCACUUGGGCAAGGCUGAGGCGGGUUGGAUUGUGUUUUGUUGGUUUAUUAUUAUUUUUUUCUUUUUGUUUUUGUUUUUUUCCUUGUUUUGUUCUUAUUUUUCUUUUCCAAAGUAAUCUCCCCACUGGGGAGGAACGGGACUAUGUGUGGGGAGGGAAGGCGGGGCAGGGGAGGGACAGAGGGGCCUCUCCCGGCCUCCCUGUCCCCCGAGUGAGGAGCCUGUCCUGUGGCCCAGCGGACCCUCCCGGUCUCGGGGCCUCCAUGUUGGCAAUUCCAGGGCUCUCUCCUCCUCUGCAGUAGUCCCUUGUCUUUCAGACAAGACCUUAAAAGCUGGAUUUCUGUCCACCCUCACCUGGUGGACUUUAAACUGCGCCCCCUUCCCCCCCCAGCUCCUUGAUCUCCACCUCCCCUUUCCUCAGGGCACUUAAUAGGGGGUUUCCCCACCCCCUCCCCUUCCCACGAUGAUUCCCUUGGCUCCCUCAAACCCCCUCCCCCGUUCCCACCAAAUAGGGAACAGCUUCAGGCCCUCCUCAGAGAGUCCUGGUUUGUUCCCAGGCUUAGACCCGGGCCCAUCGCUCAUGGCCACUAAAACACAGAUAUUUACUUUCUUGGCUAGAGAGGAGGGGACCCAAUUAGCACUCACCAUAGCCCUCUUUGCAGCUUGCUGCACUUAAUAGCCCCCGUGCCGCCCCCCUCUUCGGGCAAGUAGCAUUAGGGACGCUCUCGCGGCCUCGGCCUCCGAUCAGCCGGUUCUACGAUCAGCCGGUUCUACCGGUAGUGUCUUUCCCCCCUCCUCUCCCUCCCCACCCCCCAAAAAAAUCUGGUCUUGGCGACCCUCUGGGGAGGGAGUAGAGAGGCUCUGUCCAUCUGUCUCCGUCUCCCCCCCGCCCCACACCCACCCAGUGGGAGACAUUGAGAGAUGAAAGCCCUUUUCUUGAAAGCACUUUUAGAUUUCUUGUGAAAAUUCCUGAAGAGGGAACAGUCGGUCAGCGAGGGGGUGAAUGUAACUAGGGAUCGAGCAGGGGGAGACAGGGUCCGGGCAAGCGGGAGUGGGGCAGGGAGGAGAGAGUUGAGAUGUUCAAUGCAGCAAAAGCAAUAAAAAAAAAAAAAAUACAAAAACGAAAGAAAAAAAAUUUUUGAAGUCUUAGCACUUUGUAAUGGAACGGGUACUACACUUUAUCUUAAUUCUUAAUUUAAAACAUGUUUACAAGUUGCAACCAACUUCUAUGAAAAAUGAAAAAGACAAAAAACAGAUUGUUAAAUGAAUUCCUAAAAUUGAUUUAUUUUUGUAAAAAAUAAGAAAACCCCACAAAAGCAGAAUUCACUUCUAUUUCCCGAAGUAAUAAACGAGGAACUGUGCUAAUUAGGUUCUGUGACGGGACCUAGAACCCUCAGAAGUGUUUACACUUCGCACCGGAAGCUUGAAUUUUAGGCAGGAAAUAUGGAUUUUUGUGUUUUUAUUUUUCCUCCCUUUGGGGGAUUCUUUUAGUAUUUUAAACAUCUUAUUGCCAGUGCUAGCCGUAGAUUUAUCUCCUGUCUCUUUCCCUUCCUUCCCCCUGGGCCAAGAAGCAGGGGAAAGGGCCGUGGGGUGGAAGGAAGUGGAAAGCCCAGGAGAAAUGGGAUCUUGUCCAUGUAUUUUAUAGCCAGCCGGAUCCCUCCAACUUGCCCCCGCGUCCCCCAGCUUGGUCUGCCGUUGUCCCCUCGCCAGCCACAGCUUUUGCCCCUGAGUCACUCUCAUCACCUGGGCCCCCUUUCCUUUCCCCUCGGACUUCGUUUUGGCCUCCUUCCAAUGCGGAAGGAUCCAUUUCGGCCGUUUUGGACCAAGCCAAGGUGAACGGCAGUGACCCCACUGGUUCCCCCCUUCUUAUCCCAAAUCCGAAGUGGGAUCUUGAGUCGGGGGCAGCGGGGCAGGGAGACAGGGAAUAUCACAGCUCUGGGACACACAUGCACACGCACCCCUCCAGUCCCCCAACACACACACACACCCCCUACGAGCUCCCCAAUACCUACUCCAAGGCUUUAAAUCCAUCAGGGGUAUUUACUGAGUGCUUACUGUGGGCAGAGCACUGUACUAAGCACUCGGGGGCGUUCAGUGAGUCGGUAGCCACUGCCGCGGCGAUCCGCAGCCCGCAGAGAGCUAACAGUCUCGGGCCCUGCUGAUGGUCCCGGAGAGGCCCAGCCCUGGUUGAGCCUCAGGUUGCGUUUGCGAACGGAAGACUAAAAAAGUCAGAAAGGAGGACUUUCUAGAAAUCCAAAACACGGAGGGCUCGCCAACCUCAGGACAAAGUUGAAGGAGGCGAAGGAGAGAAACGAAGCUCUUCCGUCGUCCCCCGUCAUCCCAUUCUGUUCCCUGUCUCACCUCCCCAUCCCAGUUAGCGCUCGAUAUUCCUGGCAGCAAAAAAGAGUCCAGAAAUUCCGUAUCCUCCCCCUGAAGGUUCAUCCUCCUUCACCUUCCAACCCUAGAUAGGAAACAGGGGCAGAUGAUGGGAGAGGGGAUGGGGAAUGGAUCCUCCGUGUCCCAAGUCCUGCCCCUGCUUAGCACUGGCUCAAUCUUGCAUAUGCAAACCUAGCAAGGACUUGUAAAUAGUACGUGAGGUUCUUUAUUGUAAUCAGCAGUGGCAGUAUCUGUUUUCCGGCUUCAGUUCCCUAAUUCCCCAGCUCUCACCUGUUUGAUUUGAACUUUUUCACCCCAGAGACUUCUGUGAUUUUAAAAAGGGAAAUAAAAAAAAAAAAAAAACCCAACACAAACAACAAAAAAAAAAGGCCUUCCCGUCACUCCAAAUCGUCUCAGGAUUUCUCUUUGGGUGGAGGGGCAGGGGAGAUGGGGGGAGAGGGGUGGAGACAGUGCUCUCAAGCCCUUAGGCCUCUAUCUGCAGAUGGCUCCAUCCACAGACCCUCCUUCCCAACACAGGCUGUCCUAUUUCACACCUGAAAAUCACAGGACCGGUUAUUUUGGAGCUGCCAUCUGUUCCAAGGAACGGAGGAGGGGGAUGGGAGCAGGGAUGGUGCAGAUGCGUGACCAAGGGAGGGGGUUUUCCCGUUCGGUCCGAGCUUGAGUCGGGAGCUAAGGAGAAGCUUCCAAGGGGAGCAGGGGGAGGCUUUUCUCCCAAGAGCUCCAAGGGGUUCCGUGUGAUAACUGCAUUUGUGAGGUCUUUCCCCGGCCUUCCCCCUCUCCUCCCUAAGGUCUUGCCUUGUUUCUGGAAGAGGAGGGCUGGCGAGGAAGGGUAUCUGGUCAACUGAAUUUAGGGAACAACAAUGCCCCCUCUUCCCUCCCCCGCCCCACCUACUUUGUUUAUGAUGAAAACGCUUUUGCCUUCCGUAGAACUUUGGGGAACAAACUAGGCACUCAGAGCGGACAGAUUCGUGUAGAACAAUGCAGGCAACACUUUAGCACAAGCACCUCUUAUCUCCACAUACAUUCUGCCUUAACCUUUUGACCUGUUUUCCUUUUGUAACAAGCGAUGUUAAGUAGUUGCAUGGAAGAGAGAAAGAAAUGCCCCAAUCAUAUACUGUAUAUAAACAUUGAUUUUUUUAAGAAAUUAAGGUUGUGAUAAAGUGUUGCCAAAGAUACCGAUGAAGUAAUGUGUUUCGGGGGAUAAGGAAAGGAGAGAAAUGGCAACUUGUUUUUUUAAAAAAAAGAAAAAAAACAGCAAAGUUUU
Molecule: messenger RNA, 6202 nt
Organism: Ornithorhynchus anatinus (platypus)
Lineage: Eukaryota; Metazoa; Chordata; Mammalia; Monotremata; Ornithorhynchidae
Gene: ZBTB7A
Product: zinc finger and BTB domain containing 7A
Exons: 3
Coding region: 514-2172 (552 amino acids)
Biological process (GO): regulation of transcription by RNA polymerase II
Molecular function (GO): DNA-binding transcription factor activity, RNA polymerase II-specific; protein binding; RNA polymerase II cis-regulatory region sequence-specific DNA binding
Source: RefSeq, a predicted model, not a curated record